UUUAACGCAUGAAACCUCAAGGGUUGUAGUGUAUAAUUGUGUAAGGAAUAUAUUGCGAGUGGUCUGUCUUCUUUCAGCCCCUCUACAGUCAAAACCCAUUCCUAUCAUCUCUUUCUCUGCGAAACCCUAGUAACUGCUACUCCUGCCCAUCAUGGCGACCAACUCCCCGAACCUCGAAUGUCGAAUGUACGAAGCCAAGUACCCUGAAGUAGACCAAGCUGUGAUGAUACAGGUGAAAAGCAUGGCUGACAGCGGCGCCUACGUUGCCCUUCUAGAGUACAAUAACAUAGAAGGAAUGAUCCUUUUCUCUGAGCUCUCUCGUCGUCGUAUUCGGAGUAUUAGCAGUCUUAUCAAAGUUGGACGCAUCGAACCGGUUAUGGUUCUUAGGGUUGAUAAGGAGAAAGGAUAUAUCGAUCUCAGUAAACGAAGGGUUUCUGAGGAAGAUAUUUCGGGUUGUGAGGAGAGGUAUAAUAAGAGUAAGCUUGUUCAUUCAAUCAUGCGUCAUGUUGCUGAAACCAUGGGAAUUGAUCUGGAGGACUUGUAUAUUCAUGUAGGUUGGCCUUUAUAUAGAAAAUAUGGUCAUGCUUUUGAGGCAUUCAAAUUGGUUGUCAGUGAUCCAGAUUCAAUACUUAAUUCCCUCACUCGUGAAGUCAAAGAAAUUGGUCCUGAUGGGAAGGAGGUAACUAAAGUUGCUCCUGCUUUGUCCGAGGAAGUUAAAGAUGCAUUGGUAAAGAAUAUUAGGAGAAGAAUGACUCCACAGCCAUUGAAGAUUCGAGCAGAUAUUGAGAUGAAAUGUUUUCAGUUUGAUGGUGUUCUUCACAUUAAGGAAGCUAUGCGGAAAGCUGAGGCUGCUGGUAAUGAUGAUUGCCCUGUUAAAAUUAAACUUGUUGCUCCUCCAGCAUAUGUGCUCAAUACUCAGACUCUUGACAAGGAGCAAGGCAUAGCAAUCCUUACUAAAGCAAUUGCAGCUUGCACCGAGGAAAUAGAGCGUCACAAAGGAAAACUUGCUGUCAAGGAGGCUCCAAGAGCGGUGAGUGAACGGGAAGACAAAUUGCUUGCUGAACAGAUGGCUAAGCUCGGUCGUGAAAAUGAGGAGAUCAGUGGUGAUGAAGAUAGUGAAGAGGAGGAAGACACAGGGAUGGGAGAAAUUGACGUGGAGAACUCAGGAACUGGAAUUAGAGAGUAAAAAUUGCGGCUUGUUUGAACUUGGAUAGCACAUUCUUCACAGAUGCAGCUCCUACAGAACCUACCUCACCUUUUUUUCUUUUCCUUUAUUAGCCCUUAGUUUACUUUGGCAAUUUUCCUUGACAAGCAUUUAGUUUUUACAUAAAAUCAAUCUUGCAAUUUAAGUUUGUGCGGCUGUUUGAUAAUUCCAAUCUUAUUAUACAUUUUGCAAUGAGAAUGAACAACUCUACACCUUGUCAUCUCAA
This is a messenger RNA of Solanum tuberosum (potato), 1430 nucleotides long. RefSeq names its product eukaryotic translation initiation factor 2 subunit alpha-like. Gene Ontology annotation, cellular component: eukaryotic translation initiation factor 2 complex; eukaryotic 48S preinitiation complex. The record is from RefSeq and is a predicted model, not a curated record. Bases 152 to 1186 code for a protein of 344 amino acids. The transcript has 7 exons. Gene Ontology annotation, molecular function: RNA binding; translation initiation factor activity; ribosome binding. Gene Ontology annotation, biological process: translational initiation. NCBI's taxonomy places the organism in Eukaryota, Viridiplantae, Streptophyta, Magnoliopsida, Solanales, Solanaceae.